Molecule: messenger RNA, 2468 nt
Organism: Rhodotorula graminis WP1
Lineage: Eukaryota; Fungi; Basidiomycota; Microbotryomycetes; Sporidiobolales; Sporidiobolaceae
Exons: 9
Coding region: 1-2391 (796 amino acids)
Biological process (GO): mitotic cell cycle; cytoplasmic microtubule organization; meiotic cell cycle
Cellular component (GO): centrosome; gamma-tubulin small complex; equatorial microtubule organizing center
Molecular function (GO): microtubule minus-end binding; gamma-tubulin binding
Source: RefSeq, a predicted model, not a curated record
AUGGCCGUCCUCCUCGCCCAGCACCGCGCGUCGUCCUCGUCGACCGGCCAGCCGCUCCAGUCCGACUGCAACGGCCCGCUCCUCCCGCCCGUACCUGAGCCUCUCCUCCUCCGCGACAUCCUCUACCUCUUCCAGGGCAUCGACGGCAAGUUCGUCCGCUUCCGCAACCAUCCGCCGCCGCGAGCAGGCCCAAAGCGCACCUUCGUGCGCGGCGAGAUCGUCGUCGAGGGCGGCGGCGUCGCCGACGAGCUUCCCGAGGGCGCGGCGGCCGUACCCGCAGUCGACGCGGCGAGCGCAGCGCUCGAGGACGGCAUCGAGUUCGUCGGGCUCGCCGGGAGCGGGUACAGCCUGCCCGCGCCCACGCGCGCGCUCCUGCACCAGCUCAGCGAGCUCGGGUGGCUGUACCGCAAGAUCGACGCCGCGCUCGUGCGCGCCGCCGAUUCGGCGUCGCUCGUCGCAAAGGGCAAGGGCCGCAGUCGAGCCGGCGACCGGGACCGCCGCGCCGACAAGAAGGCCGCGCCACCGGCGCCCGUCGUCGGCAUGGUCGAGCAGAGCCUGCACGCCGAGCUCAAGAAGGAGAUGACCGAGUACUUUCGGCUCGUCGCCGUGCUCGAGGCCAAGCUCGAGGGCGUCGAGGACGAGGACGAGGGCGGUCAAGGUCAGGGAGGAGGGCGCGAGGCGCUCGAGGGUCUCGCCCACGUCGAGGGCUUGUCGGGAGGGUUGACGCUGCGCAAGCUGGACGUCUGGACGCAGGACGUCCGGCUGCGGAUGCGCAUGAUGGGCACCCUCGUUGCCGAGGCCGGCGGCACCAACAUCGGCGGCGCCUUCCUGUCGACCCUGCACGUCUACACCUCGAACGGCGACCCGUUCAUCUCGUCCUUCUCGUCCCGCCUCCUCCAGACCCUUUCCGUCCCCUUCUUUGCCACCCUCAGCGACUGGAUCUACACCGGCGAGCUCCACGACCCGUACGACGAGUUCUUCGUCGCGCUCAACCCGGCGCUGCUCGAGGGUGCGGCGGGCGAGGCGGCGCGGCGACGGCAGCGAGGAGCGCGGGCAGGAGCCGAGGACGAGUACGGCGCCGACUCGAGCGGCGACGUGGGUGUCCAGGUGCACGAGCUGUGGGCGCAGAAGUUCGAGUUCCGCAAGGACAUGUUGCCGGCGUUCCUCACCGAGUCGUUCGGGCACAAGAUCUUCUCGACGGGCAAGUCGCUCAACUACAUGAAGUACAGCUGUGACGACGCCGCGUGGGUCGUCGAGCGCAGCCGGGCCGAGAUUCGCACCCUGCAGUACGCCGAUAUGGUCGACCUCGAGCGCUCGAUCGCGCUCGCCUACUCGAAAGCGUCGCAGCGCCUGUUCGAGCUCUUCUUCGACAAGUUUCGCCUCAUGGACCACCUCUGCACGCUCAAGGACUACCUCAUGCUCGGCAAGGGCGACUUUGUCGAGAUCCUCAUGGAGCAACUCGGCCCGUCACUCGGCAAGCCCGCCAACACGCUCUACCGCCACAACCUCACGUCGACGCUCGAGACCGCCGUGCGCAGCUCGACGCCGCCGUCCGAGGUCCUCACCGACGUCUUGCGCCGGCUCGACGCCCGCAUGCUCGACUUUGAGCAGGGCCAAGUCGGGUGGGACGUGUUCGUCCUCGAGUACAAGGUCGACGCGCCGCUGUCGACGGUCCUCGACCCUCUCGCGCUCGACAGCUACCGCUCCCUGUUCAAGCACCUGUGGGAGAUCAAGCGAGUCGAGUACGCCCUCAACGAGUGCUGGAAGACGCUCAUGACCAAGACGAGGCUCCUCAAGCAAGGCUCAGCCCUCGCCUACGACCUGCACCAGGCGCGCAUCUCGUUGAGCGAGAUGAUCUUCUUCGUGCGCCAGGUCGAGUACUACUGCCACCUCGAGGUCGUUGCGUGCCAGUGGGCCGAGCUCGAGGACUUUGUCGCCAAGAAGGAGGGCGACCUCGACCAACUCGUCGACGCCCACCGCAAAUACCUCACCAAGUUGACCGACAAGGCGCUUCUCAAGGCCCAAGGGCGCCGCAAGAAGGACGUCAAGCCUCUCGUCGAGCAGCUUCGCGACAUCUGGAAGGUCAUGCUCCAGUGGAAGAACGUCGCCGACGACCUGUUUGCCUACGCGAUGCAGCACGAGUCGUACGCGCGCGCCACGGCCGACUCGACUCGGUCCACCGCCCUCGUUCUUCGCCCGCCGACCGCCGAGCAGCUCGAGAAGCUCGAGGAUCGCCUCGCGAGCUACGGCAGCCUGUUCCGCGAGCGCGCGACCGAGCUCGUCGUCGGGCUCGAGCGCAGCCCGGACCUCGACAUGAAGUUCCUCGCCGUGCGCCUCAACUUCAACUACCAAUUCCGGCCGGACCCGACGAGCGCCAAGUCUGAGGCUUGAUGCCGUUCGCGGCGAGCAGUUUGUUUUACAGGUCGAGCUGUGCCCGUGUUGUACUGCCACACCUCUGUUGCGCGUCC